CUUAUAAAAACCUGAGUGAUUCUAAGUUCUCAAUUUAACGUACAGUGAUGAGUUUUUUUGGAAGAUUUUUGUUAAAAAAAAUUUUGGAAAUUUUAUUUUUCCAUAUUUUAAUAAAGAAAGGGCGGCAAAUUGUUAUAUUACUACUUAAAUUCCAUAGUCGAGUUUCUGGAUUUCACAAACAGGUUUCACACAAUCCAAAGUUGCAGACGAUCGAUUACAGUAAAAAAAUGUUAAUAAAUAAAAAACCCUAAUUCAUUUCCUCGAUGUAUUCGCUGCUUUCUCUGUCCUUUUAUCCACACUCUCUCUCUCUCUCUCUUCUCUCUCCUCUCUCUCUCUCUCCCUCUCUCUCUCUCUCUGCAAUGGCAGCAGCUUCGGUCCUGCAUUUCUCCAUUUCGACAAGGCCCAAGUAUCUCAUAAAAUGGUGUGAUGUGGACAACAUAAGGAAUAAUUUGUCCAAUCCUCCUGGCCUUAUUUUUGGGAUGCAAAUGUGGAAAAUGACUUGUAAAGGUUCAAUAAGUUAUGGUCCAUCAAAGAAGACCAUGAUGCAUUUCAUUUCUUCAUGGAGACCAUUAUCUACAUUGUCUUUGGCUCCACAUUGCAUUUAUGAUAGAAACGUUUGCAGUUCCACAAUAGCUCAUGGGCUUACUAUGGUAAAAGAUGAUAGUCACAAACUGGAUUUCAACUGCAUCGAUAUGCUCAUCCAGAUUGUGCAUGGGUUUGCAGAAUCUUUCUUUCUUGCCAUAGGAAAGCAUGAGACUCUUAAUAAUGGUCCACAGCUUUCUAAAGCAUGGGUCGGCGUGGAUGUGAAUGCAUGGCAGAAGUGUGUCUCAUAUCAGGUAGCUGUUUACUCCUUGUUACAAGCAGUGAUAAAACUGGUCAUAGUUGAUGAUGGAAAUGGAGUUCCUGAUCCAGUUCAUGAAAUCCUUACCCCAAAAGUAAGAUUACUUGAGAAACACAUCGAGAAUGAAUUGAAAUUGAGGGACCCAUACUCCGUGAAUUGGUUGUAUUAUGAGCAGCUUCCAAGCUUGGUACAACCAUUAACACUCCUACUAAAAAGUUGGUUGAUGGAACUUACAAGCUCCCCUCUACUCAAUAAUGAUGAAAUGAGUUUAAGCACCAGCAACAAGAAACCCAAUGUGGUUGCAGUGAGUAUAUUGGCACUAAGCAGCAUUGUGGCAAUAGGGAAGCUGGGCUCAGGAAGAAUUUGCUGCCCCAUUCUUACCUCUUCUCUUCAAAUUGUUAUCGGCAGGCUCAUGGAUUUGUUGCAUAGCUUUGUUCUAUUGGAGAAUGUGCAUCAGCUGGCUUUUGAAGCUGGGGUAGAGCAAGAGUUUUUGGAACAUUUUGGUUCAAAGAUUCUAUAUUAUGAACCAAACAAAGAAGUAACAUUUCCAAACAAAGAAGUUAUAUUUUGGAUGGAAUUGGUCAGGACAAAAUUAAGUACAGCUUUCUUGAGAGAGAGUGUAAUCGCAAGCUUAGAAAGUUCCAGUAAAACCAAGGUCCUUGAUGGGGAUCUGGCUGCUCUUGGACUUUUCGCUUUGUUAGGAAGGAAGACUAGAUAUUUCUUGUCAUCUAGAGGCAUAAAGGACCUUGAUGAGCCUGUGAAGGAUUUCCUCAGCUGUAUGGAGUGUGGAAUCCUUUUUGUUUAUCCUGAGAUGUCUUCCUUGCCUCUCUAUCAGCUCUUCAUGGAGGUGGUAACUGAAGAAGUGGGUUGGCUCGACUUCUAUGGGGCCGUUCCUGGGGUAGUACAUCAGGAGAGGAAGAAGUCAAUUCAAGCCAAGAAAGAGAUAAUUCUUUCUACUGUUUUUAAUGUUUGCUCGGGUUGGUUCUCUAGCUAUGCCUACUACAGAAAAACUAUGCAACAGUCUCUGGACACCAAAGUAGCAAAUUUUUUCAUGCAAAGCCAGGAUCUACUGAGCACUUGCCUAGAUGAUUAUUGGGCUGCUUAUGACAGAACAUGCUACCAGCCCGAGUCUUCUGCUGUUUUUCCAGAGCUACUGUCAACUUCAAGAGAUGAGAUCUUAGAUUAUGAACCCAUGUCAGGCGAGGAGAAAGUAAGCCAACGAAUGGAGGUUCCAUUGAUGAAAGGACUCACUGCAUAUUCAUAUCCUCAAUGUAAAUCUCAAUUCAGCAAGUCUACCAUUUCAGAUGGCACGGAACCAGUGACUCUUGAGAGACUUGCCCGUGUUCAAAAAACUAUUCCGGUUCGUGAAAGCAUGAUGAGAAAAACUGGCAAAAAGAUGAUAUCUGCGAGCAUUGAUAUAUGGAUGGGGACUCGGCUACUCUUCGCAGAUGUAUCAGCUGCCUUCGCACUACUAAUACAGAAGAUUUGUGGUCGAGACCUUACUAAUAGGGACCGAAAGAAGUUGACGAGGACACUAAUCGAUAUUGCUACUGCAAUUCCAGUUACAAUUCUCAUGCUGCUUCCUGUAUCUGCUGUGGGCCAUGCUGCCAUCUUGGCUGCUAUCAAGAAAUACAUUCCUUCAUUGAUUCCUUCUCCAUACUCAUCAGAGCGGCUUGAUCUCGUAAAACAACUGAAGAGGAUACAGAAGAUGGGGGAUAAGCCCAAAGAUGGCACCAUGAUUACUGCUCGUAGUAACAAAGCAAAUGAAGGUUCCCCUCACCAAGACGUCCUUAAGCCACCAUGCACACUUACAAAGGGACAACCUAUCAAGUAGAGGGAUGGCAGACUAAGGAAAAUCUCAGAAAAUGCGCAAUUUGCAAGGGCAAUUGACAAGACAAAAACAAAUUGUACAAUGCGCAAGGGUUAUUGAUAAUAUUGGAGGCAUGGAAGGGUCCCAUAAGAGCAUGGAACAUGAGCACUGAUGUUGAGGAACAGUAUGGACCACGUGUUGUUUUGAAUUUCCAUUCACCACGUAAAAAUUUGGCUUGUUGGAUCCUAUUUUUAAUCCAGGGUAGGUUAAUUCCAACCUUUGGAUAUGGUGCUGAUGGGAUUUUGUUUUAUUUAUGGGUAAGUUUCUAGUGGAUUAGUGGCUUAUUGAGCCUCACCUCUCUUGUUUCUGUCUUUCUUGCAAGUGGCGCACCAUCUUGAA
This is a messenger RNA of Amborella trichopoda, 3050 nucleotides long. RefSeq lists its product as uncharacterized. The record is from RefSeq and is a predicted model, not a curated record. Gene Ontology annotation, biological process: intracellular monoatomic cation homeostasis. Gene Ontology annotation, cellular component: mitochondrial inner membrane. NCBI's taxonomy places the organism in Eukaryota, Viridiplantae, Streptophyta, Magnoliopsida, Amborellales, Amborellaceae.